CAAAUCCUUCUCCGGAAGGGGCGCGCAGCCCAAGUCCAAGCCUACUCCCACAUGACGUACACUCCUUCCCUCCGACACAGAUGCGUGGGCGCAGUCGUGAACCCAGUCCUGUGCGAGGUGCAUCUGGAAAACCCAGAAAAAGCAGCCCGGAUGUUCCUCCGACGCCACCUCCGAAGGAAUGGAGAGGUCGCCAGGGCCAGGAUGCGAAUGGUGUUGUUGGCCUUGGGAUGGGCAUGGAGUUCGGGGAUGACGUGAUCGUCAUUGAUUCAGAGUCGAGAGAACCACCGGAAGGGGAUUACCCAGCGGAUCUGAUCAGGUCAAGCAUGGAUGGUAGUGAGGACGCUGCGCGAAGAGCAGAUGCCGUCCUCGAUAUUGCAGAUUCGUUGCCUGCGCCUGAGGUCGAGGCGGACGGAGAAGACGAUCAGUCAACCCUCGCUGCGCCCGCUCUACCGCCCAUGCGGUUCUCCCUCUAUGGCACAGACUUCAGUGACAUCCUCAGUCGCGUAGCACACAGCGAGUCCGAGCGAAACCUUGCAGAACUUGCUGUUGUCGUUUCCCCGAGGUUGGCUGGUCUUCAAGUAGAGCCUUCGAGUGCCCCUCCAGGUCCGCGGAGCUUCGCAGACAUGUGGCCUAGCGUGAGCAGGGACAGCGGGUCAACGGCGAGAGCCAGUAAAGACGUUACUCCCACCGGCCUUAGACAUAUCGUUACUUCUCCCUCGAUGACGAGCAUCGCCAGUGUGGACCGUGGGACUGCCUCAGCGCCCCCGGUUACGGGCUCGUUCCUCGACGGCUUGCCGCCCACGGUACGCAGUCCUAGUCCGCGCAUUUCUCUCUCACACUCGGAUGCAUCGGCUGGCGAAGAAGAUGACGUGCUCGGGCCGUUGUCUGCAAGGUCUCUCAACUCGAGUACCACGCCGGCCAGCGCAUCGCCCGAGCCGGUCCUGAGCGCAGAAUCUGUGUUGCAGAAAAUGAGAGACGCGAUCCGCGACGGGGAGAGGCAGGGGUAUGUUGUGCUCGACAUGGGUUCUGCGCUUGGUAUGCUUGCCGCAAUGGAGAGUAUGACUGAGAAGUACACGGACCUCAAGUCGCAGUACGAUGGGGUCAAGCGCAAGAGUCAACAUUAUGUCAAGGGCCUGAACGUUGCUGGGGCGGAGUAUGACCGUGAACUCACUCACCGGCGGGAGGUCGAAGCCGAGGUCACUCGUUUGAGGGUGAAGGUAUCGGACCAGGCCGUACGGUUGACCAUGCUCGAGGCACCGGAGAGGGAGUCUAUGCGUCUUACAGAACAUGGCCGGGUAUUGAAGGAACAAAUGGACGACCUGCAGCGGAGGGUGAGCAAGCUCAAGGUUGAGAGGGAUGUGACUAUCGCAGAGGUUGAGGAACUUGCUGCCUCGAAGUCUACUGCAUCCAAUCUGGAGCCUCCUAGCCAAUUACAUGGGGAUGCGCUGUCGCUGCGCGCAAGCCACUCCCUAAGUCAACGACUCGAGGAGGUCAAAGCUGAUUAUGCGAAAGAUCUCGAGGCUUUGCAGCAGCAACGCGAACGGCUUGCUCGUGAAGUCCAGGAACUGCGAGAUGCGCGCCAGCAAUACCGUGACGAGACUGCAAUGUUACAGACUAGAAAUGAUGAGCUCAGCGCGCUGCUUGAGCAGGUGCUUGCGCAGUCCGACAUUAGGCCCGCACCCACGUCAUCACCACUCCAGAGAAAACCCUCUCGUGCUACCCCACCUUCCGCAUUAGUCAGUCCACCUGGCUCUCGGAUGCGAAGAGCGGACGAAAGUCUAGCUAGCGUCACAACAGCUUCGACCUCCACUAACUUGACGGGCUCGUUACUGGGUCAGGAGGAUCGCGACGAGUCGCAACGGUUUGUCAAGAUCGAGAAGGCUGAACUGCAUACUCAGGAGCAGCCAUUGACAGCGACCACAGCGAGAAGGUUCCGCUGGUACAACAAGUCUUCAAGCAAUGCCAACGUCUUGUCAACUGCGAAAGCUCCAGCGUCUUCCUCAACAACCCCAGCCCCACCACUGCCAAAUGGUCAGGAACGGCCGAAUGCGCUGGCAGCUAUGCAUAACUUCCAGCAGCACAGCAUACUGCGCUUGACACGCUGUGAGCAUUGCGCCGAGAAGAUGUGGGGUCUACACCUUCGCUGUAUAGACUGCGGCAUUGUCACACACGCUAGGUGUCAGAUGCUGGUCAAGACUUCUUGUCGUCGCCCAUCAAUGGAAAAGACCUCGAUGGAAGGCACGGUGUUCGGGCGGGAUCUUAUUGAGCAAGCCCGUGCUGAUUCACGGGAUACUCCACGUAUGGUGCCCAUGAUCGUCGAAAAAUGUAUCGAGGCGCUCGAAGAGCGAGGGAUGGACUACGAGGGUAUCUACCGGAAGACUGGUGGUAGCUCGCAGUGCAAGAAUAUCACCCAGUUAUUCGAGAAAGGGCCGUAUGACGCCUUCGAUCUGAACGACACGGAGGCGUACAACGAUGUCUCGAGCAUCACCUCGGUGCUCAAGACGUGGUUCCGCUCGUUACCGAACCCGCUGUUUACCCACGCCCUGCACGACAAGUUCGUCAGCGCAGGGGAGAAUCCGGAUCAGAACGCAAGAGGCAGCGCGUUGACGGCUUUGAUCAAGCAGCUUCCGGCGGAACACUACGAGACGGUCAAGUUCCUCAUGCUUCAUCUUCAUAGAGUUACGAAUCUGGCCGAGGUCAACCGGAUGAACUCGCAGAAUCUUGGUGUGGUGUUUGGACCAACUCUGAUGCGUUCGCAAGACCGCUCAAGAGAGUUCAGCGACAUGUCAGGCGAGACCCAGACCGUAAGAUGGCUAAUAGAGAACGCGCCGGUCGUGUUCGCGGACCCGGAGAUUUUCAGCUAACGACUUCCUCUACCUUAAGUAUAUCUCCUCCCUUUUAUUCCCCGUUUCCCUUAUUUCCCCUUCCUGUACCGCUGUACGGUUUCCGCGAGAUACCUGGGCUGCAUCAUCAUCCCGAGAAAUCAU
Dacryopinax primogenitus is the source of this 2987-nucleotide messenger RNA. Its product is annotated as RhoGAP-domain-containing protein. Gene Ontology annotation, biological process: signal transduction; regulation of GTPase activity. Lineage: Eukaryota; Fungi; Basidiomycota; Dacrymycetes; Dacrymycetales; Dacrymycetaceae. Gene Ontology annotation, cellular component: cytoplasm. The record is from RefSeq and is a predicted model, not a curated record. The transcript has 4 exons. The coding region runs from base 324 to 2864 and encodes 846 amino acids.